Pseudogymnoascus destructans is the source of this 888-nucleotide messenger RNA. RefSeq lists its product as uncharacterized. The transcript is spliced from 6 exons. Lineage: Eukaryota; Fungi; Ascomycota; Leotiomycetes; Thelebolales; Thelebolaceae. The record is from RefSeq and is a predicted model, not a curated record. Bases 216 to 815 code for a protein of 199 amino acids. Gene Ontology annotation, biological process: protein folding; microtubule-based process; tubulin complex assembly. Gene Ontology annotation, molecular function: tubulin binding. Gene Ontology annotation, cellular component: cytoplasm; prefoldin complex.
CCUAUAUCCAUAUUUGUUCCUCUCGAGUGACUGCUAUGAAUUCCUGAAAUGCUGCCCAUUGAGACACCUGAAAUCCCACCCAAGUCCACCUGUGGCGCUAACUGCUGUGACAGUGCGAGGCCAAUAAUCUGCACCACACAGCAGCGCAAGUAUCGAGGUAAGAUAGUUUGCCCAUAACAACACAACCCCGCCAGCUGUGGGAUAAUACCCAAAAAAUGGCAGACACAGCGACGAAAAAACCCGCAGCCCGGACGAACCCUCGGGGUAUCCCCUAUGCGCCCUUCGUCGAUAAGGUCGAGGACUACGUAACGACCCGCGCGGAUGUGGAGGCCACUCUCAAGAGCUUCCAGGAGAUGAUAGCAAAGUACCAGUUUAUGGAGGCCAACCAGCAGCGGAGAGCAGCUGGGUUGAAGGAUAAGAUGCCGGAUAUUCAAAAGACGCUAGAUACCGUGCGGUUCUUAAAAACACGAAAGCCUGAUUCGGACCCGAUAGAAGCGACGUUUGAGCUUAAUGAUACGCUUUACGCAAAGGCACAUAUUCCACCUACGGAGGAAGUUUAUCUAUGGCUUGGGGCGAACGUUAUGCUGUCGUACCCCGUCGACGAGGCGGAGGUGCUCCUGAACUCGAAACUCACCUCGGCGAAAGCGAGCUUGUCAAACUGCGAGGAGGAUCUCGACUUUCUCAGGGAGCAAAUCACAACUAUGGAGGUGGCCACAGCACGUGUGUAUAACUGGGACGUCACGAUGAAGAGGAAAGAGAAGGCUGAGAAUGAGGGCGAGGAAGAUGCAGAUAAGAAGGGCUCUGCAAGUGGUUGAAAAUACUAUAUUGACUUGAAACUCUAUGCAUGAGAAUGGGGCUCUUUCCCAUGUGAACCAUGUGAACCAUGUG